UGGUGGCUGUACGAGUGUGUCUGAAUGACGAAGCGACCACUCGUCGACUAUGCGAGUUCGUCGGAAGAUGAAACGGGGACAGGAAAGGGAAUCAGUGCCACCACUGGGGACUCCCCUGAGGCUAGACAGCUAAAGAAACAGAAACGUCUACCUCCCUUGUCAGAUGCUGUCUCCCCGCCUCUUUUUAGCGCCCUUACCCGAUCCCGCUGCCCACCAAGGACGAAUACGGGCUCAGCCCCAUGUCGAGGGCCAAUGGGCUGCUCAUGUCUACGUCCCAAUUCCGCUUUCAGGCUGCCCCUUGAACCUGCGUAAAUUGCUCCACAGACUGUCAAAAGAGGCGCUCACUGGAGUCCCCGAGCUGUACCCAUUUCUCGAAUUUGAUGGCAUGCGUCUUUCGUCUGAGAAACAGGAAGAGCUUCACAUCUCCCUUUCACGUCCCAUAUUCCUUCGCGCACACCAAAGAGAAGGAUUGAAGAAAGCUGUCAAGCGAGUUGCUCACUCUUCAAAGCGGUUCCAGGCGUCGUUCUCGCGUUUGACGGUUUUCCGCAACGAUGAAGGGACACGAACAUUCUUAAGUAUCGAAGUUGGGGCAGGCUAUGACCAGUUCCGAGGACUGGCUGACGGCCUGACUAACAUCCUCGCCUAUAUUCGACAGAAGGAAUACUACACUACUCCAAGAUUUCACGCAUCCAUUGCAUGGGCUCUACUUUCGGAUCGUCUUCACGCACCAGACAUUCAACGUGGAUCUCCCCUAGAGGAGGCCUCUGCAACAGCCAGGCCGUUCCCGUCCGUUUCCUGUAUACCAAACAGCUUUAUUGAUAGACUGGAGCGGGAGUUCGGUGAUGAAUUGCGACGUGUAGGGAGGCUGGAUAUUGAUCGGGUGUCUGUGAAGAUAGGGAAGGAAGUCUUCACAUGGGGUCCUGCGGUUUCUACAUAUUGGGGUACCCCGUGUUCAGUCUUUAGCUUGAACUCCGAGGAGUGUGCUACGAUCGAAGCGGCUCCCGUCGCUCUCUCCCAUGUUUUCUGACCUCAUUCGCUGGCUGCGGACUGACGGCUUGACGUCGUAUUGACAUCACGUCGGACGCAAAUCUUGCCCACUCGCGUCCCCCUCCAUCGUGCUUAAGCCUCGCUCUCACCGUUUGGGACCACUGCCAGUCCAAGUGGUAGGCC
This is a messenger RNA of Cantharellus anzutake, 1170 nucleotides long. RefSeq names its product U6 snRNA phosphodiesterase Usb1. Gene Ontology annotation, cellular component: nucleus. Lineage: Eukaryota; Fungi; Basidiomycota; Agaricomycetes; Cantharellales; Hydnaceae. The transcript has 7 exons. The coding region runs from base 164 to 1027 and encodes 287 amino acids. The record is from RefSeq and is a predicted model, not a curated record. Gene Ontology annotation, biological process: U6 snRNA 3'-end processing. Gene Ontology annotation, molecular function: 3'-5'-RNA exonuclease activity.